AUGACUGCAUCUACUUCUGAACCGUCUUCCUCAACGUCUUCUUCUCUUACCAAAAUUCCGUCUUCAAGCAAAUAUGACAUAAAGAACAAGCAGAAAAGAAAUGCGAGAGAACGAAAAAGAGUUGACAUGGUCAACCAAGGAUUCCAAGAUCUCCAGAAGAGAAUUCAAAAAUCUCCAGGAACAAAAGCAAAAAUGUCAAAAGUUGAAACAUUGAAAGAAGCCGCCCGUUACAUUCAACAACUCCAGGAGACACUUGGAAUGAUGCCGAUGGCUGUUGAUUUCCCAACUCCUGAGCAAUCUCCAAUUUAUCCACAACCAAUGAUGAUGGCACAUACACCAUCUCCAACUUACAUCUCUCCAUACUAUCCAGCACCUCAAAUGACUUCUCUCAAAUAUGAAAUAACUUCACAAUACUAUUCCAGUCAGGAGAGCUCUUCAUCUGCAUCUUCGACUGCUUCUAACUCUGGAGAUCAUAGCUCUUACUACUCUCAAGGAGAAAAUUUCUAA
Messenger RNA from Caenorhabditis remanei, 507 nucleotides. RefSeq lists its product as uncharacterized. Bases 1 to 507 code for a protein of 168 amino acids. The record is from RefSeq and is a predicted model, not a curated record. The transcript has 3 exons. Gene Ontology annotation, molecular function: protein dimerization activity; DNA-binding transcription factor activity, RNA polymerase II-specific; RNA polymerase II transcription regulatory region sequence-specific DNA binding. Lineage: Eukaryota; Metazoa; Nematoda; Chromadorea; Rhabditida; Rhabditidae. Gene Ontology annotation, biological process: developmental process; regulation of transcription by RNA polymerase II.